Messenger RNA from Arachis duranensis, 1128 nucleotides. Its product is annotated as myb family transcription factor PHL8. The transcript has 6 exons. Gene Ontology annotation, molecular function: DNA binding; DNA-binding transcription factor activity. NCBI's taxonomy places the organism in Eukaryota, Viridiplantae, Streptophyta, Magnoliopsida, Fabales, Fabaceae. The record is from RefSeq and is a predicted model, not a curated record. The coding region runs from base 122 to 1012 and encodes 296 amino acids.
GGAUUCAUACAUAGCUAAAAAAGGAUUCAUUCAUUCAUUGAAAACUGAAAAGUCUCUCUUGUGUUUGCUUACAUUACAUGUUACAGUGUAACUCUUUCUUUCCUAAAAGAAGCAACAAACAAUGGAAAAUGUGCAAAGUAGCAUGCACUUGAUUCUCUCAACUGAUGCAAAGCCAAGGCUCAAAUGGACUCCUGAACUUCACCAAAGAUUCAUUGAGGCAAUUAAUCAGCUUGGAGGUUCAGAAAAAGCAACACCAAAGAGUCUUAUGAGGGUGAUGGGGAUUCCUGGACUCACUUUGUACCAUCUCAAGAGCCAUUUACAGAAAUAUAGACUUGGGAAAAGCCAACCCCAACUUGAAAUCUGUUCUGGCAACAACAAACAUGAAGAUUGCAGAGAGAUGAAGAACAGUGAAGGUCCUUGUAGCAGCAGGGAAGAAAGUAUUGGGACACAGAAUGAGAUGACUGAAAGCAUGCAAAUUGCUGAGGCUCUCCAAAUGCAAAUGGAAGUGCAGAAGAAACUUUAUGAGCAAAUUGAGGUGCAGAGACAUUUGCAGCUUAAGAUUGAAGCACAAGGGAAGUACUUGCAAUCAGUACUACACAAGGCACAAGAAACACUUGCAGGAAUGAUCAACAAUGGCAGCCCGGGAUCUCCUCCGAUUUCGGAACUGACAGAAACAAGAGGAGGGUUCAGUUGGAGCUGUGGGCAGAGGAAACAGAACAGAGGAACCAUGUGUUCACUUGAAAUUGAAAGUUCUUUGACAUCUUCUGAAAGUUCAAUGGAUCAAAGGCCUAAUAGUACUAACACUACUAAUACUGCUUCACUUGAAUUGUUGCCACUCUUUAAAGAAUCUAAGGAACAGGAAGAUGAAUCUAUUAUUGGGAGAAAGAGGAGUUCAAGCUGCUGUGUUGAUCAGCCAUCAAAGAUGAGCAGAUCUGAAUUAGUGUCAGAUAUCAUUGACUUGAAUUCAGAACAAAUAGAUUUAAAUUGCAGUUCAAGCUUCUGGGAACAAUGAGCAUCACAUAUAAAAGAAGAAGAAAAUAUUUGUUUAUAAACUUAUGUAUAUUUUAUAUAAUGAAAACUAAGAAAGCAAAAAAAAAAAAAAUUGACUGUAUAUCUAUCUGGUCAUGA